This is a messenger RNA of Hevea brasiliensis (rubber tree), 2568 nucleotides long. Its product is annotated as receptor-like protein 46. The record is from RefSeq and is a predicted model, not a curated record. The coding region runs from base 1 to 2568 and encodes 855 amino acids. The transcript has a single exon. Gene Ontology annotation, molecular function: protein binding. NCBI's taxonomy places the organism in Eukaryota, Viridiplantae, Streptophyta, Magnoliopsida, Malpighiales, Euphorbiaceae.
AUGGAAUUGGUAGAAGGAAUUGCAAUGAACACAAGAAUGGCCAAACUAAGCCUCUUGUUUGAACCCUUUUUCAUAUUCUUCUUCUUCCUCUUCAUCUCCCCUUCUCUUUGUUGCCCUCCAUAUCAGAAAGAAGCCCUCCUCCAUUUCAAAUUUCUAUUACUCCAAAACAGUUCCUCCAAUUCUAACAUAGACCUUCAAGGGUUAGAGACGUGGAAUGCCGCAUCUGAUGAUUGCUGUCAGUGGCGACUGCUCGACUGUACUUUCCAAAAUGUUACGGAUCUUGACUUGUCUGAUCUCAUUCCCUCACAAGACUUGAAACCUGUAGUGACAUCUGAUAUUUUAGCUCCACUCUUUCACUUGCAAACCCUCAUUUCAUUCGACAUUUCUUAUAAUAAUAUACAUGGUGAAAUCCCGAGAGUUGGGUUUGCCAAUUUAAGUAACCUUGUAUCACUUGAUAUGCGAGGAAAUAGCUUCAACGGCUCCAUUCCUCCCUCUUUGUUUUCUUUAAGGCAUCUGGAGGAACUCGACAUGAGUGAUAAUUUGAUUGAAGGGACAUUAGGCACCAACUUCGAAAAUCUUUCCAACUUGAAGUGGCUCAACUUGAAUGGUAACUCAAUCCAUGGAGAGAUUCCAACACAGAUUGGAAAUCUCACUAAUUUGCAUCGUCUUUUACUAUCCGAUAACAAAAUUUCUGGAGCAAUUCCACCAUCACUUUCACAUUUGAAAAGUUUAGAGGAAUUGAAUUUGGGACAAAAUUUUCUCACCAUGGAGUUACCAACGGAGAUUGGCAACCUCUCCAACAUAAGAUGGCUGCAGUUAUGUAACAACAAUUUGUCUGGAGAGAUCCCUCCAUCAAUUCAAAAGAUGGAACAAUUACAAAUACUUGAUUUAGAAAAUAAUCUGUUCGCUGGUGAGAUCCCACCAUGGUUGUUCGAUUUCAACUACCUCUUCGACUUGAGUCUUGGGGAGAACAAACUUGUUUUGAAAAAUGCGAGAAUAGAGCCAAGGUGCAUGUUAAUGCGUCUAUCAUUGAGAUCUUGCAAUCUUUCAGGGCAAAUUCCCAUUUGGAUUUCCAACCAGACCGACCUUGUCUUCUUGGACUUGAGUAAUAAUAACCUUGAAGGAACUCUCCCUCAAUGGUUGGCUCAAAGAGAUCUUUCAGGUUUGCUUUUAUCAAAUAACAAGCUUUCAGGCUCUCUGCCACCUCACUUAUUUCAAUCUCAGUCUUUAAAUUUCCUCAUACUUUCAAAUAAUAAUUUGUUAGGAUUAUUACCAGACACUAUUGGUCAAGCCACUGAAAUGAUUAUACUCAGGCUGUCAGGGAACAAUUUCUCUGGACCAAUUCCUACAUCCAUCUCAAAUAUGCUUGAACUUGUGUUGUUGGAUUUGUCAAGCAAUAGAUUUUCAGGCAAUAAAUUUCCAGUGUUUAAUCCAAAAUCGUCAUUGCUUUAUAUUGAUCUUUCUUCCAACAAACUAUCUGGUCAGGUUCCUACGACUUUUCCUUUGGGCAUAAAAGUGCUCGUGUUAAGCGAAAAUGAGUUUUAUCAUGUCUUGCCUCAAAAUCUCUCAAAUUUGAACCAGUUGGAAUAUCUUGAUCUCCAUAGCAACAACAUUGGAGGUGAAAUCUCAAAUUUUCUCUCACAAAUGUCUUCUCUCCAAAUUUUGAAUCUUAGAAAUAAUUCUUUCCAAGGGUCAAUUCCAAUUCAUUUGUCAAGUCUUAGCACUCUUCAAAUACUUGAUCUCUCUUGCAAUAACCUUAGCAAAACAAUCCCACAUACUUUAGGAAAUCUUUCUAGGAUGAUCGAUCAUCAUGACGUCUCAUCAAGUAUUUUAUCAGAUAUUACAAGUCAAAUUAUUUUGUUUGUUAGGAUUGGGCUUACAAAAACUGUAUUUUGGCUACCAAAUCUAGAAAAUUUGUUAUUGCAUGAUUUGGAAGUCUUCUGGAAGAAGUUAAAGCGAGGUCUACCAAAUAAAAACCUUCAACUAUAUACUUUUUUAGACCUAUCUAACAAUCAAUUAUCAGGUGAAAUUCCUAACAGUUUAGGUGAGUUGAAAAAUUUGAAGUCACUAAACUUAUCACAAAACAAACUCUCUGGAAGAAUACCAUUGAGUUUUGGUGGUCUGCAAAGCUUAGAAAGCUUAGAUUUAUCACACAAUAAUUUUUUUGGUGAAAUUCCUUGCAUAUUGGCAAAUCUCUUUGAGCUGAGUUACUUAGACUUGAGUAACAAUAAACUAGAGGGUCGCAUACCAAGUGGUCCUCAGAUGGAUCGGAUGAACGACCCAAAUUCUUAUGCCAACAACAGUGGAUUGUGUGGAAUGCAAAUUAAAGUAUCAUGUGAGAAGGUGCCUUCUGAACCAAAGCUGAAAGAGGAAAAGACCAAGAAAAGCAAUAGUUGGGAGAUAUGGUUUUCAUGGGAAAUGGCAGUGAUUGGAUAUCCUUCUGGAUUUUUGUCAACAGUUUUAGUUAUGUAUGUCAUUGGCUACUUUAAUAUUACACCACAGCCUGGUAGAAGAAAAAGAAGAAGAGGCCCUGUUAGGCAUAGUCUUUUUGGUUUUUUACGCAUUUGA